GUGUACACUUCCCCAGCCGAUCAAACGUUCCUCCCCUUUUCGCGCUGUAAGCAAGCGACAAUUUUGUGUUGCCACAGUGGGCAAUGGCUUCAACCUUUAGCUGUCUCAAAAUAUUGUCAACAAGCUAGUAAAGCCUCCUACUCGGUUUAAGAUACAGCGGGUAGUUUGGCUUCGAGAGGCGUGUUGACCAGUGAAUGCAUAGAGUCAAGAAGGUGAAGCUUUGUGAGACUAAAGAAGAGAUCUGGAAAAGCUGUGUAACAGUUAAGAUGACGGCUGUGGAUGGCCUAUCGGACAGCACAGAGGUCGUGGAGAUGGAGGACGUGCCCUCUCAGUUUUUUGUGGAGAAACACUCGUGGGAAGGACUCCGUGACAUCAUCCACUGCAGCAGAAAGUACUCCGGCAUGAUCGCCAACAAGGCUCCGCAUGACUUCCAGUUUGUGCAAAAGAAGGAUGAAACUGCUCCCCAUUCCCACCGGUUAUACUACCUCGGAAUGCCUUACGGAAGCAGAGAGAACUCUUUGCUCUACUCAGAAAUCCCAAAGAAGAUCUGCAAAGAGGAUCUCUCAGUCUUGUCAUGGAAACAAAUGCUUGAUCACUUUCAGGCAACACCACACCAAGGGGCCUACUCACGAGAGGAAGAACUGCUGAGGGAGCGUAAACGUCUUGGAGCAUUUGGAAUAACAUCUUAUGACUACCACACACAGACAGGCCUGUUUCUCUUCCAGGCUAGCAAUAGCCUGUUUUACUGUCGGGAUGGAGGCAACAAUGGCUUCAUUCAGUCCGCUCCCGUGAAGCCUGUGGAGAUCAAGACCCAGUGCUCAGGCACCCGGAUGGACCCGAAAAUCUGUCCGGGAAACCCUGAUUUCAUUGCCUUUAUCAACAAUAAUGACCUGUGGAUAACUAACAUCAAGACUGGAGAGGAGAAGAGACUCACCUACUGUCACAAAGGUGUAGAUAAUGUCAAGGAAGACCCGAAGUCGGCAGGUGUAGCCACUUUUGUCAUCCAAGAAGAGUUUGAUCGAUUUACAGGCUAUUGGUGGAAUCCCUCAGCAGAGAAAGACUCAAGUGGCGGAAAAACUGUAUAUCUACUGUAUGAGGAGGUAGACGAGACAGAAGUCGAAAUUAUUCAUGUGCCAUCUCCAGCACUGGAAGAGCGUAAGGCCGAUGCAUACAGAUACCCCCGCACAGGUAGCAAAAAUCCACAGGCAACACUUAAACUAGCAGAAAUCAAGACAGACCAUACAGGGAGAAUUGUGAGAAUGCAAGAUAAAGAGCUGGUAGUCCCCUUCACCUCCUUGUUUCCAGGAACGGAAUACAUUGCAAGGGUAGGAUGGACAAGUGACGGCAAAUAUGGCUGGGCAGUGUUGCUGGACCGCAGCCAGAGGAAAUUGCAGCUAGUCCUGCUACCGCCAACUCUCUUCAUCCCUGUUACCAAUGAUAAGGCUCAGAGAGAGGCCAAUCUGGAGGCAGUCCCCAUUAACACGCAACCAUAUAUUAUCUAUGAAGAAACCACCGACGUUUGGAUUAAUGUCCAUGAUAUAUUUUACCCAUUUGUUCAAACAUCAGAAGAAGAGUUUACUUUUAUUUGGAUCAAUGAGUCUAAAACAGGUUUCAGUCAUCUUUAUAAAAUCACAUCCUUUUUACAACCAAACCGCUGCUACAUGUGGACAGAGAAAUACCAACCCAUAGACGGACAAUUUAAAUGUGCAAUUAAGGAGGAAGUUGCACUGACCAGUGGAGAAUGGGAAGUGCUUGCCAGGCAUGGCUCAAAGAUCUGGGUGAAUGAGAUUACAAAGUUAGUGUAUUUCCAAGGCACCAGAGACACUCCGCUGGAACAUCACCUAUAUGUGGUCAGCUAUGAUUCUCCAGGAAAUGUAGUCAGACUAACAAAACCUGGUUUCUCUCAUAGCUGCUCCGUUAGUCAAAACUUUGACUUUUUUGUCAGCCACUACAGUAAUGUGAGUACACCACCUUGUGUUCACGUCUACAAACUGACCAGUUCAGAAAGUGACCCCUUACAUAUAGCACCUGAAGUCUGGGCCAGCAUGAUGGAGUCACCAGGUUGCCCAGGAGAUUACAACCCACCCGAGAUUUUCGACUUUCCCGGCAAGUCUGGCUUCCAGCUUUACGGGAUGGUUUACAAGCCUCACAACCUGCAACCUGGCAGGAAGCAUCCCACGGUUCUCUUUGUGUAUGGAGGCCCACAGGUGCAGUUGGUAAACAACUCCUUCAAGGGGAUGAAGUACCUCCGUUUGAACACGCUGGCCUCAUUGGGCUACGCCGUAGUUGUCAUUGAUGGAAGGGGGUCUUGUCAGAGGGGCCUUGAAUUUGAAGGCGCCCUUAAAAAUAAAAUGGGUCAGGUAGAAAUCGAAGACCAGGUGGAAGGCCUGCAGUAUGUAGCGGAGAAGUUUAACUUUGUGGACCUGAGUCGUGUGGCUAUUCACGGUUGGUCCUACGGCGGUUUCCUCUCGCUCAUGGGCCUCAUCCAGCGACCCAACGUAUUCAAGCUGGCAAUUGCAGGGGCCCCCGUGACCGUAUGGAUGGCGUACGACACGGGCUACACGGAACGUUACAUGGACGUGCCUGAGAACAACCAGCAGGGCUAUGAGGAAGGCUCUGUCGCGUUGCACGUGGACAAGCUGCCUAGCGAGCCAAACCGUUUGCUGAUUCUACAUGGAUUUCUAGAUGAAAAUGUGCACUUUUUCCACACCAAUUUCUUGGUGUCGCAGAUAAUCCGUGCUGGGAAGCCCUAUCAACUUCAGGUCUACCCCAAUGAGAGGCACAGUAUCCGCUGCCCCGAGUCUGGAGAACACUAUGAGAUAAUGCUGCUGCACUUUCUACAACAAUACCUCUGAGAUGAUAGAAAAUCCCCCUCCAGCUGUCCACCUUCUCUGAUCUCACACUAAAAUAAAGUAUCCCUUCAUCGGUCCGUCGCUCUUUCACUCUUGUGUCGUGGUUCACCAACACUGCGCUUUUUGGUGAACAAAUACAAGGACAUGGAAUAAUUGGUGCGGACUGAGUCACACUGAGUUAUUAUACCCCACCAGGCCCCCCCUCAUAUUUAAAAUCACGUGUUUUACCCACUUGUGUCAGUAGUAGGAAAGAGGUUACGGAUAUGAAAAUGGAAAUCACAUUAUACAUAAUAUAUGUGUUAAAACACAGUUUAUAGUUGAAAGGAAAUGAACAGAAGCUGAAAUCUCCAUGCAUAAUGGGAGCCUGUAACUUUCUGUGUAUGUAACAAUGAAGAAAUGGAAGAAAGGCUCUUCUUCCCUUGUCCACUUGUUAUGUGUUUAAAAUAAAAUAUUUUUAUGAAUUUUUAUUAUAAUUUUUAAUGAACGCUGACAGAGGCCAACUCUUUGCUGUUUUCUGUCCCAUUACAUUGCGUUGUUUGACAGCUCCGCUUGCCUUUGAAACAUAAUUUAUAUUUGCCAAAGUACCUCUUGACUACUGAUCAUGCCGGUAUUUUUUUUGUUUUUUGUUUUUAAUUUAGUUUUUUUUUUGUUUUUUUUUUUUUUACUGCAAUACAGCCGACAGAAGGUUGAGCACUGGAGGCUUACAACAUCUUUGUACCACCAGAAUACAAUUUGUACAUGAUGAAUAAAUGGAUG
Corythoichthys intestinalis (scribbled pipefish) is the source of this 3608-nucleotide messenger RNA. Its product is annotated as dipeptidyl peptidase 9-like. Gene Ontology annotation, molecular function: dipeptidyl-peptidase activity; serine-type peptidase activity. Lineage: Eukaryota; Metazoa; Chordata; Actinopteri; Syngnathiformes; Syngnathidae. The transcript has 21 exons. Gene Ontology annotation, biological process: proteolysis. The record is from RefSeq and is a predicted model, not a curated record. Bases 195 to 2855 code for a protein of 886 amino acids.